UAUCCAGGGUGUUUUCACCAAUCCGGGUCAGAUUUCAUGUUAGUUUCACUUCCUAGUUAACAUGGAAGGUGCGGAACCAAGCAAAGCACACUCGGUCAGUCAGUUUAACCGUCGCGGAUUCCGACGCUUUCGUUUUGUGCUUUCCUUUGCGCGAGGAUGUUGAAAAUGACUCAACUUUAUUAAAAUAUAAUAUAUCGUGAUUGCAGAACUCGAUCUCGCUUGAUCCCCGCUGAUUUCUGGCCUCGGACACCGACAAUGACGCGACUCCCGGCCGCGUGUCUGUGAAGAGCCUGGGCUGGAUGGAUCUUCACUAGAGCUGAGGGUCUAGUGUUCACUGAGGAGGUUCAGUGUGCUGCUGUGAAAUGGGCUCUUACAAGAGUGAGGGCUCUCACCUGAAGCUGUUGACUUCACACCGAGAGCUGCUGGUGGAGCGCGUGAAGAACACGCAGUGUGUUCUGGACAAUCUCCAGAUGAACGGCUUCAUCUGCACCGAAGACAUCGAGAUCAUACACCGCAGCAGCACCAAAACUGACCAGGUUCGCAAAAUCUUGGAGCUGGUUCAGAGUAAAGGAGAGGAGUGCUCCGCAUAUUUCGUACACGUUCUUCAUGAAGCAUACGAUGCUUACAUUGAUCUGCGGCCUUGGUUUGAAGAAAUUCGGUACACACCAUUAGACACUAUUAGUGUCAUACCAGUGGUUAACACAGACCCCAUUAGCAAGUACUGCGAGAAGCUCAGAUAUGAGCUGGGAAGAGACACUCAGUUCAUCACGUCGUACUCGAAGAGGGAGGAGACGCCGCUGGAGGAUCUUUACACGGACACUCAGAUGGAGCUCUUGAAUGACAGAGGUGAGAGUUUGGGAUACUUACAGAGUCUGGAUGAGCUUCUGGGAGACCAGGGAGUCUUCAACCCGCAGGCCGAGACCAUCUUCAUCACCGGCGACGCCGGCGUAGGCAAAUCGAUCGUUCUUCAGAAACUGCAGAAUCUGUGGUCCAGAAGGGAGCUGAAGACUCGCGCCAAGUUCUUCUUCAAGUUCAGAUGCAGGAUGUUCAGCACCUUUAAAGAGACCGACGAGAUCUCGCUGAAGGAUCUGAUCUUUAAACACAACUGCUAUCCGGACGGCGACCUCGACAACGAGGUCUUCACCUACAUCUUACGAUUCCCAGAGACGGUGCUUUUCACCUUUGACGGAUACGAUGAAAUCCAAACGGAUUUUGAUUUGGAUAACGUGCCGGAAACGGUUUCCCCGGAAGAAAAGACCCGUCCACUUUUGCUUCUCAUGAAUUUGCUUUGCGGAAAACUGCUCAAAGGUUCCCGGAAGAUCAUGACUGCACGAAGUGGCACCGAGAUCCAAAGCAGAGUGAUCUGGAAGAAGGUCUAUAUGAAGGGAUUCUCCCCUGAACACCUGAAGAGAUACACAGCUUUGCAUUUCCCAGAGACGGAACACAGGAAAAUGGUGACCGAUCAACUGGACGCCAAUCCUCACCUCUGCGGUCUUUGCUCCAUCCCGUUGUUCAGCUGGAUCAUCCUCAAGAGCUUCAAGCAUCUCCAUUCAGUGUAUGACAACUUUGAGUUGCCGGAUUCUUGCAUUACGCUCACAAACGUCUUCUUGCUUCUCUCCGAGGUCUUUCUUGGACACUCGACUGCACGUCCUGGUCUUUUAAAAGGGAGUACGAGGUGUCCUACGGAGACUUUUAAAGCUGGUGAGCAGAAGCUUGCGGCCUUCGCUCGACUCGCCUUGAAUGGUCUCCAACGGGGAGGACUUGUGUUCAGUAUGGAGGAAGUGACAUCCUGUGGAUUAGAAGAUGAAGUGCUUCAGUUUGGGUUUCUGAGGCCUGCUUCACAUUACGAUGGAUGCGGAGGCUCUGCAACCUUCGAGUUUCUCCACGAGACCCUCCAGGCCUUCUUAGCGGCGUUUUCAUUGGUGCUGGACUCCAAAAUCACUCCUGAAUCUAUUCUAAGUUUCUUCUCCAAAUGCGAAUACAAGAGGUCGUCGCAUCUCUCCUGCUUGCCUUGUCUGGAAAAGUCGAGUCCUAGAGAUAAAGACCCUUUCCAAACCAACUUCAAAUUCACCAAUUUAUUCUUAUGUGGCCUCUUGUCCAAACCCAACGCGGCACUCCUGGAGCAUCUCGUUCCUCCGGCGCUAUUGAAACAGAAGCGCAAGAUGCUCAAGUCUUAUCUGUCAAACAGCGUGAAGACGCAUCUUAAAGGCCUUCCUCGCUAUCCAUCCACAGACAUCGAUGGUGACAAGGUGCAUGCAAUGCCAAACUUCUUGUGGAUGCUGCGGUGCAUAUUUGAGACGAACAGCGAGGAGGUUGCCAAGAUGACGGCCAACGGCAUAUCGGCGGAUUACAUUAAGAUCGCCUUCUGUAACAUUUACUCGGCUGACUGCAGCGCAUUGAACUUUGUCCUCCACCACCGUAGGAAGCACCUGGGGGUCGACAUGGACAAUAACAACAUCAACGAUUACGGCGUGAAGCAACUGAGACCCUCCUUCAGCAAAAUGACAGUAGUAAGGUAAGAAAAGCCAGGCAGGUUUUGCGUGAAUCAGCUCACGGACAGCAGUAUUGAGGUUCUGGCAGAGGAACUCAUCAGACACAAAGUCGUUAGGGUCUUGGGGCUUUACAAAAACUACAUCACAGAUGUUGGAGCCAAACUAGUUGCAAAGAUCAUUGAAGAAUGUCCACACUUGAGGGUCGUCAAGCUCGGCUGCAAUAACAUCACAGGUGUGGGUGGGAAGUACCUUGCCAGUGCAAUUCACAAGAGCAAAUCUAUCUUUGAUGUAGGAAUGUGGGGAAACACCAUCGGUGACGAGGGCGCAGAUGCGUUUGCAGAGGCUCUGAAGAAUCACCCAAGCCUGACCAAUCUCAGUCUCUCUGCCAAUGGCAUAACGUCUCACGGUGGAAGAAGUCUGGCAAAAGCACUGAAGGAAAACAAAAGCCUUCACAUCUUCUGGUUGAUACAGAACAAAAUCUCUGAUGAUGCAGCGUCGGACUUUGCUGAUGCCUUCAGAUCCAACUCUGCUCUGACGCAUCUGAUGCUAAUAGAAAAUGAGUUCACCAUACAUGGAGCCAAAGAGAUGUCUGAAGGCCUGACUAACAACACUACACUGAAGGAAGUCAACAUUAAAGGAAGCCGGGUUUCUGAAGAAGAAGAACAACUCUAUGAGGGUGACAAGAGGCUUCGCUUCCACUGAUAAGAAACAUUAAAACACGUGAUUUAAGAAAAAAAAACCUGUGAGAAAAGGAAGUUGGUGUCAUGCCGCAGACACUGGUUUACUUCAGCAUCAGAAGCACAGCUGGCUGUGAAGGCAAAACCCAUUCAAGACUUUCAGAUUUAUUACUGUCGCUCUGGAAUAUGUAAAUCGCAGCACGUUUCAGAUGAUAAAAAAAAUUAUAUUUUAAAAAAUAUAAUUUUGUUUCUCAACCCAGUGUUUUUAAAUAUUAUAAAUGCAAUCAAAAUACAGGUAUGGUAUCAAAAAUGAAAGUAUUGGUAUCGGACUCUUUCUGGAAAAAGUGAUAUCUGUGCAUCCCUACUGUUUAUAUAAUGCAUUCUAAAAGUAUUUUUAAUGCACCUUCUAAUGCAUUGCAUGAUCUCAUGAAUAACAGUACAAUACUUUUUGUUCAUCGUUAUGCCUUCAGAAAGUAAAAUGCAUUAAUAUAAAACACGCAACAAACAAUCCAGGAACAUGACAAGGAAUCUGCAAAUAUUAUAAUGCAUUUUAACUUUGGUUGCAAUUAUUUCUGAAAAGAUAUAAUGCAUUACAAUACACAUUAUGAAUGUCUUAUAAUGCAUUAUACAUAAAGGCUUCAAGUGUUAAUCAGGAUUUUUAAAAUCAAUUUUAUAUAUUCAUGCAUUUGCUCUGAAAAGAGUGAUACUUGGACGUUUAUAAUGGUGCUUUUAUCAAUCGGAGAAAUCAUAUCAUGCAUUCAGUUAUUGUAGUCAAGAUGAUGAUUAAAAACAUUGCAAAUAAAUCUCUCUCUCUCUCUCACACACACACACACACACACACACAGAAGGACAUCCAGACAAGUAUGUAAAGAUCUGCGCUUCAAAAGAUUUAGCUUUUUUUAAUCUCAUUAUCUCUGUACAUAUUUUUAUUUUUACACAUAUGGAAUGUCACAAUAUUUCUAAAUCAUUAAAAAACCCUUUUGAUCA
Molecule: messenger RNA, 4156 nt
Organism: Cyprinus carpio (common carp)
Lineage: Eukaryota; Metazoa; Chordata; Actinopteri; Cypriniformes; Cyprinidae
Gene: nod1
Product: nucleotide-binding oligomerization domain containing 1
Exons: 11
Biological process (GO): regulation of apoptotic process; negative regulation of canonical NF-kappaB signal transduction
Cellular component (GO): cytosol
Molecular function (GO): protein binding
Source: RefSeq, a predicted model, not a curated record